This is a messenger RNA of Ceratina calcarata, 1825 nucleotides long. RefSeq lists its product as uncharacterized. Lineage: Eukaryota; Metazoa; Arthropoda; Insecta; Hymenoptera; Apidae. The transcript has a single exon. The coding region runs from base 860 to 1672 and encodes 270 amino acids. The record is from RefSeq and is a predicted model, not a curated record.
AUGUGGUAAAGAUUUGAAAUUGAGAAAUGAGAAUCGUUUGAUCUUAAAAUUAUGAAAAUAUAUAACAUUGAUUAAUUUAAGAAAAUUUGCUACUUUCGUGAGUAUGUUCGUGAUUUACUAACACUAAGAUAUCUGUAUUUAAUAUAUGUAUGUCCAAAAUCUUUUAUAUCUGGUGUAUAGCUACGAUUUAUAUGCCAAUUUAUUUAUUACGUACACCAAUGACAAAUUUUUAAUAAUUAAGUGACACAUUUUACAAUAUAAGAUUCAAGGUCGACAAGUUUUAUUGUCUUUAAUAUUUCUAAUAUGAAAUAACUCAUUCAUUAUCCUGAUUUGGAGUCUAUAUUUAUAAAGCUCCUGUACUUAAAUUUGAUGUACAAAUAAUAUGUAAUGUUUAUAUUUUUCUAAUAAAUGUGUGUGAAACAGUGUGAACAUUCUUGCUAAAAAAUAGAGAAGUAUAUAUCCUAUUACUUAAAAAAUAAAGAAUAUUUGUCAUAAUUUAUUUGUCAAAAUAUAUUUUUUUAUCCAAAGUCUAUACAAUUAUUUCUACACAUAGAACGAAAUUAUUGCCGACGGUGAAACAUCCCUUGCUGGAAAUCGGGGCCAAAGUCAAGCCCAGAUUCUUCAAAAGAUUGGAACUCUGUGGUAUUCGAACAAUGUCCACACAGGAGAUAAGGUCAGCGCACACGAAAUGAAACCGGUAUACGCAACGGUCCAAUCUUCAGUCCCCGUGCACCUUGCUUGGUUUCGCGUUCACAUUGUUUUUUCCGGUGCGGUCAGUGUCUGACGUGCCAGGGGCUGCUUCUCUUCGUUCCAAGUUACGUGAAGGAAAAAAGAACAACAGUCCCACAACAUCGCAAAAAUGUUCCGGAAAUUAUUGUUUAUGAUUCUAAUAUCAAACUUUGCUUCAUUCGGUGAUAACAAGGCCAUCGAAAGUAAUAUUGAUCGAACUGAUACUAUGAAUAGUGCAUCGAAGACUCGACACCGAUAUGGGAAUGAAAAUCUCACUAAUAACGCAAGCAGGAGUGAACGCUUAAGUGAAAGAGUGAUAGACUAUAAUUCUAAGAAGCAACCUGCAACAUUAAGUGAAAAUAAACUGUGCCCGUAUGAAAGCAGAGAAUUAUGUUUGAUCUUCUCUUUGUCGAAAAUUGCUAAAGUUCAAGUCGCUACUUUAGAUAACGAAACUGCGAUGGAUCGUAGUUUCAAGUCGAAUAUCUUCGAUGGAGUAUCUAAGGAGACUGGAAAUUCGAAAAUCAACGAAGAAAGAAGAGACAAAGAAGAAGUCCAUUCUAAUUUUGGUAAACGGAAUGAAGACAACCAGAACUCGUCGGAAAUACAGAUGAAAUCACCGAAUGUUCACUGUCGAGGAAUCCGAGAUGUUUAUAUACCAGAUGUCCAGCAGAAUUUACCAGCUUUCGCUUGUACAUUUGGAAAUAAUACUUUCAUCCUGUCGAGCGAAAGAUUUCUUCAAGAUCGACGAUCAUAUCUCGAUAUAAAAAUUGACCAACACAGAUUGCAAAAUAUAAAACUGACACCAAAAUUGCCCAAAGGUAACAGACUUAAAGCAAUACCAGUUACGCUGAUUUUAAACGUAAUCGAUAAUGGAUACAGAAUAGACAUAGAAAAUGAUGUUUCUACGAAACGAGAAGUCGAUCAGGCGGAAGGAAAUCGAUAAGAAAUUAUCAAACAUGCAUUCGUAUUGGUGGAAAGUUCAAAUACCCAGUGAUAAGUUUGAAUUCACUAUCUUUGGUUCCCUGAAGAAUAUACCGAAAACUCUUUGUAACGAAAGAAACAUUGUCUAUAAUCUAAUAAAGUUUUAACGAUUUAA